Saprolegnia parasitica CBS 223.65 is the source of this 1296-nucleotide messenger RNA. RefSeq lists its product as hypothetical. The transcript is spliced from 5 exons. Gene Ontology annotation, molecular function: double-stranded DNA binding. Gene Ontology annotation, biological process: DNA replication; DNA damage response. Bases 35 to 1261 code for a protein of 408 amino acids. NCBI's taxonomy places the organism in Eukaryota, Oomycota, Saprolegniomycetes, Saprolegniales, Saprolegniaceae. Gene Ontology annotation, cellular component: nucleus. The record is from RefSeq and is a predicted model, not a curated record.
GCGUUUCCAUUCCAAAGGACAGAAGCGGAGGACCAUGGCGAAACACGGCUUCCUCACGCCCAAGGCCAUCGACAACCGGCAAAAGUCCAAGGGCCUCCAGAAGCUGCGAUGGUACUGCCAAGUGUGCUCCAAGCAGUGCCGAGACGAGAACGGCUUCAAGCAGCACAUGACGAGCGAUGCGCAUCAGCGGCAGAUGCUCAUCGUCGCGAGCAACCCGAACAAGUUCAUCCAGGGCUACAGUGAGCUCUUCGAGGCCGCUUUCAUGGCGAACCUCCGCCAGCGCCACACGACCAAGCGCGUCCGCGCCCACGUUGUGUACAACGAGUACAUUCGCGACAAGAACCACAUCCACAUGAACGCGACGCGCUGGACCACCCUGAGUGGCUUCGUGCAGUACCUCGGCAAGACGGGCAAGUGCAUCGUCGACGAGACGGAGAAGGGCUGGUACAUCCAGUACAUUGACCGCGACCCCGCCGCCAUGGCACGCCAAGAGGAGCUCCAGCGCAAGCACAAGGCCGAGAUGGACCACGAAGAGCGCAAUCGGCGCUUCAUCCAAGCCCAGGUCGAAGAAGCGCGGGCCAAGCUCGGCUCUGUCGACAAGGACGAGACUGUCGAAGCCAAGGCGUGGAACCCGAACGAGAAGGUCUCGCUCUCGCUCGCACCAUCGACCAAGAAGACGACAACGGCCGCGCCUGGCAGCAUCAAGCGGUCAGCAGCCGUCGCAUUUGGCGUCGACGACGAAAGCGCUACAAAGCGACCAGCGACGACGCAUGACAUGCAAGGUGGGAGCCAGAAGCGGUCGGCCAUGGACGCGAUCAUGGCCGAAGAAGCCCGUCAACGCCAACGCCGGGAUGCAGAAGAAGCGCGCAACAGCCGCAAGGACCACUGGGUCGCCAAGGACAUUGUCGUCAAGAUCGUCGACAAGAAGGUUGGCGAUGGCGCGUACUACAAGAAGAAGGGUACUGUGCCCAAGGUCAUUGAGCUCUUUGGCGCUGACAUCAAGGUCCACGACUCGGGCGACAUUGUCCGCGUCGACCAGGACGACUUGGAGACCGUGAUCCCGCUCGUAGGCAAGCCCGUCAAGAUCGUCAAUGGGCUCGGGCGCGGCCACCUCGGCACGCUCGUGUCCAUCAACGAAGAAGCGUUUGCUGUCUCGGUGCUCCUCACAACGGGCCCUCACAAGGGCCGGACGCUGGACAAGGUCGAGUACGAAGACGUGUGCAAGAUGGACGAGGCGCGGGUCGACCUCGAUAGUUUGUAGUGGACCACGUAACAAUAAAGACCGUGGAAAGGACG